Eriocheir sinensis (Chinese mitten crab) is the source of this 1026-nucleotide messenger RNA. Its product is annotated as piggyBac transposable element-derived protein 4-like. The record is from RefSeq and is a predicted model, not a curated record. NCBI's taxonomy places the organism in Eukaryota, Metazoa, Arthropoda, Malacostraca, Decapoda, Varunidae. The transcript has a single exon. Bases 1 to 1026 code for a protein of 341 amino acids.
AUGGAAGAGCAGCACCAUGUUUGUCCAUUGGAUUUCAAACCCACAAAUCCAGGAAUUCAAGUGGACAUCCCUGACGAAUUCGACGAACUGGCAGCUCUGAUGCUGUUCGUGCCCGAUGACUUCUGGGAUACCAUCGCUACAGAGAGCAACAGGUAUUACAGGCAGAAGAAGAAAGCUGCUGUGAAACCUGACAUAACACCCGCGGAGGCUCGCACAUACAUCGGCAUCAUGAUACUGCUCGGCCUAAGCCCGCCACACAGCCUCAGAACACCAUGGAAAUGCGACUCUACAUUCAGAAAUGACGUCAUCUCAUCAUGCAUGACAUACUCACGCUUCAACCACAUCCACAGCAACUUUCACCUUGUAGACAAUUCGACACUUCCACCAAAGGACACAAUUGCUUACAAAACAGCCCGUAUAGCUCCACUACUCCACACGCUGAAAGACAGAUGCCUCUCCGUAUACAAGGCCAAAACUCAUCAACUAUCUGUCGAUGAGGGGAGCAUGGGGUGGAAGGGUAACAGCAGCAUGCGGCAGUAUAAUCCAAACAAGCCCCACAAGUAUCACAUCAAGUCAUACAAACUUGUGGAGACAAGUACGGGAUACUUGUCCAACAUUAUACUGCACGACACAACCUCCCGCACUGUGGAUGAGGUUGUCCUUACACUGCUGGACGAGUCACCCUACAAUAAGCAUGAAGGAUACGCUGUGUUCACGGACAGGUUUUACACCUCACCCGACCUCUUCUGGCACUUGCGAACUGUUGAUGGUUACGACGCAACAGGGAUCUGCAUGUCAAAUCGUCAUCAGUUCCCUCCUGAGCUCAAGUGCGCCAAAGGCAAGUCCAAGAAGGGGAGGUCCAGCUACAUCGCCACACAUGGAGAUGACAAUUUGGUUGCAAUGCGGUGGAGGGAUGCAAAGGAUGUCUUCAUGUUAUCAACCGAGGAGACUGCUGACCUGAUAGAAUGUGACAGCCAGCGGUCGUUUGAAGAAAAUGAAUACAUCAAUGUUUACGCUAUACAAUAA